Molecule: messenger RNA, 1160 nt
Organism: Pelagomonas calceolata
Lineage: Eukaryota; Pelagophyceae; Pelagomonadales; Pelagomonadaceae
Source: the annotation of a GenBank genome assembly
AAGAUGAUCCUCACGCAGUGCGCCGUCUGCGCCACCGAGCUUGGGCUAACCUUGGGCAAGAAAUGCGGCCGCUGCAGCACGCGCUACUGUGGGCCCGAAUGCCAGGUGCAGCACUGGAAAGAAGGCGGGCACGACAAGCUCUGCAAAUUGAUAAAGAAAGCAGGCGGCGCUGAGCGAUACUACGCAAAUAACAAGUACGCGGAGGCCGUAUCUGUCGCGGCGGAGGCGUGCGCGGAGGACACCAAGGGCCAGACGUGCUACAUCUGCACGCAGGCCUUGCAUUGGAAGACGAAAGAGGGCCUCGUGCGCAUGUGCGCGUGCCGCGGGACGGCGGGUUUCGCACACGUGUCGUGUCUAGCGGAGCAGGCUAAGAUUUUGUGGGCCGAGGCUGAGGAGAACAAUUUGGGCUUCAAGGUGAUGACUGAGAGAUGGGAGCGGUGGCACACGUGCAGCCUGUGCGAGCAACGGUACCACGGCGUCGUGGCGUGCGCGCUCGGGUGGGCGUGCUGGAAGACUUAUGUGGGCCGGCCGGAGACGGGCAUGGCUCGGAGCUUGGCGAUGAGCCUGCUUGGGAACGGUUUAUCCAAUGCAGGACACGACGAGGACGCGUUGUCCGUGAGAGAGGCCGAUUUGGUCAUGCGGCUGCGAAUUGGCGCACCAGAACGGUGCCUACUCCUCGCGCAGAGCAAUCUUGCAAACACGUAUCAAAGACUCGGACGGCUCGAUGACGCCCUACGCCUGCGGCAAGACGCAUACUUUGGAACUCUGAGGCUCGACGGCGAGGAAAGUAGAAAUACUUUCUUGGAAGCCAACAACUACGCGGCAGACCUUCGCUGUCUGGAGCGCUUCGAAGAAGUGAAGAGACUGCUGCGCAGAUUGAUGCCCGUGGCGCGGCGCGUUCUUGGAGAUAAUGAUAGACUUACGCUCAAAAUGAGCUGGAAUUACGCGACGGCGCUCUACAUGGACGAUGGAGCCACGGUCGAUGAUCUCCGCGAGGCCGUGACGACGCUCGAGGACACGGACCGGAUCGCGCGGCGCGUGAUGGGUGGCGGGCACCCGCUCACACUUGAUAUUCAGGAUUGCUUGCGAAACGUACGAGCCACGCUCGCCGCCCGCGAGGCGCCACUGGGGAGCGCGUAAGCCUGUUACCCCGCCCAGAC